ACGACUACAGCACAAAAAUUUAUACGCUCAUCUCCUCUCUCUGCGAUCGGAGACAGAGACAUGGUGAUCCUUAAACCCGCCCCCCAUCUCUUUAGACGCCUUUUUCCCUCUCCUUUUCAAAUUUCUUACCAUUCAUCUUCUAACUACCUUAACUGUCACAUAGACUCAUUUCUCUCUAACCAGGCCCAAACUCUCCAAUCUCUACACAAAUCCCAUGCUCUCAUAAUAACUACUGGCAAUGCAAACAAUGUUUUUAUAUCAUCAAAACUUAUCUCUCUCUAUGCAUCUUUCAGAAAACCCCAUUCAUCCACCUAUGUUUUUGACUCAACAAAUAAAAAAGACACCUUUCUUUGGAAUUCUAUCAUCAAAUCUCACUUUUCCAAUGGGAAUUACUUCAAAGCUUUUGACUUUUACAUCCAAAUGCGGUAUGAUAAUACCCCACCAAACCAAUUUACAAUUCCCAUGAUUGUAGCCACUUGUGCUGAGCUUUUGUGGCUUGAAGAGGGAAAAUACAUUCACGGGUUGGUCUCAAAAUCUGGAUUUUUUGCGGAAAAUUCUGCGGUUGGGUCAUCUUUUGUUUACAUGUACGCUAAAUGUGGGGUUAUGGAGGAUGCAUCUCUUAUGUUUGAUGAAAUUGUUGUUAGAGAUGUGGUGUCUUGGACAGCACUUGUAAUCGGGUAUGUGCAUAAUGAUGACAGUGAGAAGGGUUUGGAGUGUCUUUGUGAGAUGCAUAGAAUUGGUGGGGAUGGUGAGAAGGUUAAUUCUAGGACACUAGAAGGUGGGUUUCAAGCUUGUGGGAAUUUGGGCGCAAUGAUUGCAGGAAGGUGUCUCCAUGGUUUAGCUGUGAAAACUGGACUCGGGUGCUCUCAUGCUGUUCAAUCUUCUCUUUUGUCAAUGUAUUCCAAGUGUGGGAAUGUUGAAGAGGCUCAUAAGUCUUUUUGUCAAGUUGUAGAUAAAGAUGUUUUCUCAUGGACAUCAGUAAUUGGUGUUUGUGCAAGAUUUGGGUUUAUGAAUGAGUGCUUAAACCUGUUUUGGGAUAUGCAGGUUGAUGAUGUGUAUCCAGAUGGGAUUGUUGUAAGUUGCAUCCUUUUGGGUUUUGGUAAUUCCAUGAUGGUGAGAGAGGGAAAAGCCUUUCAUGGACUUAUUGUAAGGAGAAACUAUGUUUUGGACGAUACGGUUAACAAUGCUUUGUUAUCCAUGUAUUGCAAGUUUGGAACUUUAAACCCCGCAGAGAAGCUUUUAGAUGGUGUACAUGAAUGGAGUAAAGAGUCAUGGAACACUAUGGUUUUUGGAUAUGGUAAGAUGGGAAUAGAAGGGAAGUGUAUCGAAUUAUUUAGGGAGAUGAGAGAUCUAGGCAUUGAAGCUGAUUCAAACAGCUUGGUCUCUGUAAUUUCUUCGUGCUCUAAAUUGGGACUGAUUAAUCCAUGUCGAUCAGUUCAUUGUUACAUAAUUAAGAAUUCAGUGGAUGAAGAUGUCUCAAUCGCCAAUUCACUUAUAGACAUGUACGGAAAAGGUGGUAAUUUGUCCAUUGCAUGGAAAAUGUUUUGUAGGACGCAGAGAGAUGUUGUCACAUGGAACACCUUGAUCUCAUCAUAUACUCACAGUGGGCACCACGCAGAGGCUAUCACAUUAUUCGAUGAAAUGAUUUCAGAAAAAUUAAACCCCAAUUCAGCAACAUUGGUUAUAGUUCUUUCAGCUUGCGGUCAUCUCCCAUCCUUGGAGAAAGGAAAAAUGGUUCACCAAUAUAUUAAGGAAGGAGGAUUUGAGCUCAAUGUUUCUCUUGGUACUGCAUUGGUUGAUAUGUAUGCAAAAUGUGGUCAACUUGAACAAUCAAGAGAAUUGUUCAACUCAAUGAAGGAGAAAGAUGUCAUUUCUUGGAAUGUAAUGAUCUCAGGUUAUGGUCUGCAUGGAGAUGCAAAUUCUGCAAUGGAGGUUUUCCAACAAAUGGAGCAAUCAAAUGUUAAACCGAAUGCAAUUACCUUUCUAUCACUCCUCUCAGCUUGCACUCAUGCAGGAUAUGUUGAUGAAGGGAAGCAACUGUUCGAUAGAAUGCAAUAUUAUUCUAUAAAACCCAAUCUAAAGCAUUUUGCUUGUUUGGCAGAUCUUCUUGGAAGAUCAGGUAAUCUACAAGAAGCUGAAGAUCUGGUUCAGUCAAUGCCAAUUUGUCCUGAUGCAGGUGUUUGGGGAACUUUGUUAAGUGCUUGUAAAAUUCAUAAUGAAAUUGAGAUAGGAAUAAGGGUGGCAACAUGUGCUAUUGAAUCUGACCCAGAAAAUGAUGGGUACUAUAUAAUGCUUUCCAACAUGUAUGGUUCUAUGGGAAAGUGGGACGAGGCUGAAAGAACAAGGGAACUGAUGAAGGAAAGGGGAGUAGGGAAGAGAGCUGGUUGGAGUGCAGUGUAGCUUAGAGGGAAUGUCAUUUGUUAUUGUUCGCAUAUCUCCAUUGAACCUUAAACUCAUUUAAGUAUACGAGGAGUUUUGCAGGCUACCUUAAAUGUGACAUUUUCUGACCUGAAAAGAGCUCUGUAUACAGCUUGUUAGGGCCAAGAAUUGAUGGUCAUAACUAGAAUUGCAAGAACGCAUCUUGCGGGUAAUCUUGUUCAUCACAGUGGGUUGCGGCCUUGUAUCAUUUUCCAUGGCGUUUGGGUGUUGUCAAUACGAAGUACUUAAGCAGACUCAUCAUCAUAAAACCUAUCGAACACUUGUUGGGGCAAUAAUUGUCAGUUUGACUAGUUCAAACACUGCCUGGCGUUUCUGACAAACAAAACCGGGGUUGUAAUUAGUGACAAUAAGAAUCUGUUUGAAGCUUCAAGGAGCCAGUUUGAUAAUGUUGAAGCUUACAAACUCUAUCAACAUUUAGAAAUCCAUGGAUGUUAAAUUCUAACCUCUGUGAGGACGUUUUGUCAGAUUGCUCUGGAAUAGGUGCCAUCUUUUACGUUCUAGUCCUGGAGUAUGUGCUGCUAUCUCCUGGAAGAUGUUGUCACUGACAGUGGUACUUGGAGGAGAGCGAUGGUGACAGGAGCAUGGCAUUGUGGAGGGAAGGCAUCUUGUGCUAGCCUGUGAGAGUUACCAUGCACUACGUUCAUUCGCCAUCUGGAGUUGGUGCUGUGUAACAAAUAACGUCAACUUUUCUUUAGUCAUGAUAUAAUUAGAUGGUCUAAUUUGUUAGAAUAUAUCACCUUCUUGUGCAUCAACUCUUUUGGUUUCUCCAAGUCGAUGACAAUCAUUCUUUAAUAUCAUGAAAGAUGUUUUCUUGC
Molecule: messenger RNA, 3254 nt
Organism: Populus euphratica (Euphrates poplar)
Lineage: Eukaryota; Viridiplantae; Streptophyta; Magnoliopsida; Malpighiales; Salicaceae
Product: Pentatricopeptide repeat (PPR) superfamily protein
Exons: 2
Coding region: 61-2400 (779 amino acids)
Biological process (GO): RNA modification
Molecular function (GO): protein binding; RNA binding
Source: RefSeq, a predicted model, not a curated record